Messenger RNA from Acaulospora colombiana, 2418 nucleotides. The record is from the annotation of a GenBank genome assembly. Lineage: Eukaryota; Fungi; Glomeromycota; Glomeromycetes; Diversisporales; Acaulosporaceae.
AUGACCGAACCAAAUGAAGAUCAAGAAUACUCGAUAGUUUCCACCGCACCACAAAGUCCAACCGACGAAUACAGCGAUGAAUCAUUGUAUAGCACACCAAAACGUAUGAGCGAGAUAUUCGAUAUCAAGGAUGGUUCCUCCAAGAGAUAUACCACCACCUAUGACCUUCGUUGGAUAGAUUAUAGCAAAUUUUCAGGAGUGCAAGAGAAAAUAAGAAAAAUUCGUGAUAAGACCAUGAGCGAUGACACGCAGUCCACUCUGAGAAGUAGUUCGUUGAUCUUGGACAACGUAAAAAAUUCUGCCGACAAAGGGGGGUCCACCACGAAAAACGAGAACACCUCAAAUUCCGAUGAAAUCGUGGUGGAUACCGUCAAAACUAGUCCAGCGCAGAAUUCCACAGAGUUCAUUCCGCCGAAGACACACGGUGGAGUCAAAAAUAUUUCUAUUGGAAUUUCGCAGGGUUCACUUGGAAUCGACUCACGAACUCAGAUUCCAUCUAACGAGAAAAGCAACAAUGAUAAUAGUGAAGAACUGGAUAACGCAAGAACUCGAACGCCCCCAAUGACACCUCCGGUGACACCCCCGGUGACAUCGCCUCCAGGAUUGAAGAAACAAUUUGACGCGCCCACAAUAGAGAGAAAGCCGUCAAAGACCGGAGUCGGUCGAACUCUCUUGAAGCGAACGGUUGUAGUAAAACGAAAUGUCGCAACGACCAGGAAAUUCUCUAGGCGACGAAGGAUCAUGGAAGCUUCAACAACUUCAAACCCAGCAUCAAGCAAUGAUCCGACGGAUAUGGAAGCAGACUUUCUACCUCUGAAGGUGAAGGGACUUCCUUGGCUUCCCGAGCCUUCUCAUCCACCGAAACUUCUUCACGCCUCUCUCGUACCUUUGCCACAACACGCAAGGCGAUCCACUCUGCUGCAAUCAUUGGAUUCGAGGAAACCCGAUUCUAUCGUUUUGUCACAACAGAACAAGAAGCAACCGAAUGACAAAACCGUUCCUAAGGUCGGAAACCGUGCCUCGCAGAUAUUUCGACGUCAACUCUUGGAACAAAGUAUAUCAAUGUCGUUCGGAGGUCACCACCAAUCUCCGCCAAGGCGACCGAGACGUCGAAGAACAAGGAAGGGAAGUAAUGCGAAACUUGAAGAUCGAAAGCUGAGGCAAGAAAGAAGGAAGAGAGAAUCGAUUGCAAUGAAUGGUGGCGGAAGUAGCAAUUCAGAGGGCACGGCGCGAAAAGUGGACAAAGAACCAACGGGGAAGGAUAGAAUGAUCCUUCAACAGCCUAUAACCAGAAACACGAAUCAACAAUUCCUCAGGUCGCCAAGGACGAAUUCAAUCCGCCGAACGAGAAGUAUCUCUUCCCAUCGAGCUGAAAAGAAACAUGCGAGCAUAUCCAGCAGCAUAUCGGAAUCUCCUUUUCCGAGGCAUCUAUCUUCACUGAGGAAUCGGUCAUCCCGGACAUCAAAGAAAUUCGCAGUAGUAGGACCACCACCCGUCUUCUCAAUGAACCCGGGAAUAUUAUCCCCGACAGAUGAUUACAAUUUUAAUGGUCGGACAGAGGAAGAGAGAUUCACGGCGAAUAAUGUUCCUCUGUCGUCCGCAACGGACGUGACAUCACCUGCCAUAUCUCCGAGAAAACUGGGGUCCGGCUUUUUCAGUCUAUUCAGCAAACGUGAUCAUAGUAAACCGUCGAUAUCUGUAGUACCGUCUCCGACCACUCCCAAGUCGGCGCACCUUGGAUUCUCACCGCUAUCACCACGAUCACCGAGUGCCACCCCGUCACGAUCACCGAGUGCCACCCCGUCGCGAUCGCCGGAUGUCACCCCGUCGCGAUCACCUAAUGCCACUCCGUCGCGCUCGUUAUCACCAGUUUCACGACCCACCAGUCCGCUAAGAAAUUCCGGCGCAUUAACUUCAUCGGCCGAUCAAUUAUUAAGAUCGGGCUUUGCGCGCAACAAUUCGGAGUCUUUGAGUGCACACAAUAAAGCAUUGACAGAAUCGGAAAAGGUCGAACGACUGAGAAAGAGGCAAGACUUGGAGAACAUAAUCGCACAGACAGAAUCCGAAAGCAAAAAAAAUGGCGGAAGUAAAAUGAAGGCGUUAAGAACAGCUAUAAUAGCAACAACUACAUCAUGCACGUCGCCAGCAUUGCCGGCGAGUUGUGCGACGACUCGAUCAAGCACAGAAGAUAGAUUUGUAUCAAGAAAUUCAAACUCCCCUAGUGGUAAUCCAAUGGCAAGAACAGAUGAUCAUUUGAGUGAUGGAGGAGAUGUGGACGCGAGUUCAUCGUAUUACGAGGAAAGUUCGAGGGGUCGCAGACGCGUGACUGAAGAGAUGCGGUCGGACAAAUUCGGUUCUAAUGUUUGCAAAGAUGGCGUGGUUAUAAAGAUGACGUUGACACCGCCCCUAUUUCAAUAA